AUGAAUAUUGCCUCAGUACUUUUAACUUACCUAAUUUUUGUCAUAAAUAUUUCGUUUGCAUCAUAUGUCACUGUUGGCAUUAGUGCAUCUAUUGAUGACACUACCGACACCGACACCGACACUGAUGCUUCUAAAACCACGAUCUAUUCGACAGAAACCGUCACUGACUCUGCUGGUAAUGUCGAGACCGCCAUCCAAGGGUCUGUCAGUACAUAUCUUUCUGUCGGCUACAGUGAAUCAGUUGUCACUUUAACUACUUCUGUGCCUGUUACUUCCACCUAUACUUCAAGAGGUCCUAGUACCGUUGUUGUUAUCACAACCUUCAAUGUUCAAACCACAUCCUGCGUCACUUACACUUCUACCAGUAUGCUUGUCUCCACCGUUUCCACUGAAAGAUUUACCAUCGUCUCAUGCGCUGACAAAAAGUGUCAAACCACAGUCACUUCUACUUUGACCGGCUCCACCCCUACUACUACCCAAUCUGGAGUCAGCACCAUUUCCACCUUAACCCCAUCUUCUUCUUCCAACUCCGCCGUUACUUCACAGGUCAUUGUCACAACCAUUAGUAGUGCCUCGGGUAAGAAAUCCACUGUCUUGGUUACCAAAACUGCAGGUAUGACUACUUCCGUUUCAGGAUCAGUAUCAGGAUCAGUAUCAGGAUCAACUAGCACCCAAACUUUGACAGCUUCCCGUGCAAACACUUUGACUUUCCAAGAUCUUGCCAACUCAAACAUUCAAAUGUUUUCCUUGAGCUCCCUUCUUACUUUCUUUGCAUUGAUGUUUUUCUAA
Messenger RNA from Saccharomycopsis crataegensis, 789 nucleotides. RefSeq lists its product as uncharacterized. Bases 1 to 789 code for a protein of 262 amino acids. Lineage: Eukaryota; Fungi; Ascomycota; Saccharomycetes; Ascoideales; Saccharomycopsidaceae. The transcript has a single exon. The record is from RefSeq and is a predicted model, not a curated record.